AUGGCACGGACAAUGGCACAACUGAUAGGGGAUAUCAAGAUAUCUAUUGGCGAACUCCAAGCAAAAAUGAAGGAAGCCUUCGAAAUUCAGCAGACAUUCCAUGUCCAGAUGGGGAAAAGCAUGGUGGCUAUGCAUAAAGAGACCUUGACACUCAAUGAACAAUCAAUGAAGCGUAUUGAAGCUUCAAUGUCCCUACGGAACAGUACCAACAGCAUGGAAUCACUCAUCAGUACGGAACCUAGAAAUGACCGACCAGUAUACGUAUCUCCACCCCCAGCCAUUCCAAGAUUUAAGGGCGAUGGCAGCAAACAUCCUGUAAAAUUUAUAGAAGAACUUGAAACAUAUAUCCGAAAAUUGGAAAUCCCUUAUAACAAACAAUUAGAUACCGUCUACGACGCACUCAGUGGAAAUGCUGAAGACUGGUCAACUAUAUACAAAUUAUCUUGGAUGAACUUUGGUGACUUUAAGGAAGAUUUCCUCGAUAGUUACUGGUCCGAUAUCGAACAGAACAAAGUCCGACACCAGAUCAGCUCACACAAAUGGAUCACUAAUAAUCGAUAUUCGAUGGAAAACCAUUUUGCAAAAUAUGUUGGUUUGGCUCGACUUCUAACGAAACCAAUUCCCGAGGAUGUUUUACUGUCGGAAAUAAUGAGACAUUUUCCAAAGCACAUUCAAUCCCUAUGGAUGUUAAAAGAGAAUAGAACGAUCGCCAAAGCUGCACAGUUCCUCCGCCACCAAGACAAUAUUUCCGCUGCAGGUUCAAGCAGAUACGAGACAGGUUAUUUUUCUGGAAACCCGAACCCAUAUAAGAAAAUCAGAACCGAAACAAACACUGAUAUUGCCAAUCGUCAGAGCAAUAAUGUGUCGGGAAACGGACCAAGGUCGAACUAA
Messenger RNA from Psylliodes chrysocephalus, 891 nucleotides. Lineage: Eukaryota; Metazoa; Arthropoda; Insecta; Coleoptera; Chrysomelidae. The record is from the annotation of a GenBank genome assembly.